CAACAAUUUGUCGCGCGGUGUCUUCUUGAACGCGGCCGAACCGCUCGAGUCAUCGUCCGCCUCCUCUUCCUGAGCACCAUCACAACAGUUAAGAUGGAUCUGCGUCGGGAUGAGGAAAAGGACCAAAGAGGCGGUCGAGAUGGGCCGGAAGAGGAGGUUCCGGAGCAGUUUUGGACAGAGCAAGAGGUCUCUGUCAUCAAGCGGAAGCUCGACAUGCAGAUUGUCCCCUUCAUCUGCAUCACGUAUCUCGUCGCCUUUCUCGAUAGAAGCAACGUCGGCAAUUCAAACGCGGCUGGUCUGAGCAGGGAUCUCAAGCUGAGCGACUCGCAGUACCAGUGGCUGCUCACCAUCUUUUACAUUUCCUACAUCGUCUUCCAGUUCGGCCUCCUCGGAUUUAAGCUCGUGCCGCCAUCGAAAUGGAUGGGGUCCUGCGUCCUGGUAUGGGGCAUCGCGUCCAUUUUGCAAGCUUCGGCGUUCAACUGGAGCGGUCUCAUGGCGGCAAGAUUCUUUAUCGGUGUCAGCGAGGCUGCCUAUGGCACGGGCAUUGCCCUCUAUCUUAGCUUCUUCUAUCCCCGCUCCGACAUUGGUAUCCGGUUCGGAUGGUACGUCGUGGGAUCUGCUAUUGCGAGCGCCAUCGCUGGCUCCGUCGCCUACGCUCUUCAGGGCUCCUCGGCGCACAUUGACAAGUGGCGACUCAUCUUCAUCGUUGAGGGCGCUCCAACGAUCAUCAUGGCCGUCUUGAUCUUCCUCUUCAUGCCCGACUCCAUCGCCACGGCAGGGCUCUUGACGCCCCGGGAAAAGGAGAUUGCAGAAGCCCGGCUCUACCGCUUGUCCAUUGACAAGCGCUCGGGCCACGCGGACGGGAGAGGCGGCACGGUCCGCUCCUUCCUUCAGAGUCGCUUGAAUUUUUCCAAUGCCAUGGCGGCGCUGACAGAUCCAAUCAACUACCUCACGUCUGCGCUCCUCUUCAUCAUCAAUGUGGGCUACGCCGCUAUCCCCGUCUACCUGCCCGCGAUCCUACAGGGGAUGGGCUACACGGCCUUGCGCGCCCAAGCUUUUUCUGCGCCACCAUACGUCGGUGCAUUCGUCGUCGCGCUCGCCGUCAUGCUCGCAUCGGACCGCCUCCGCGUCCGCGGACCUUUCCUCGUCGUUCUCUGCCUCAUUGGAGCCGCCGGCUACAUGGUCCUCGGCACCGUCGAGGACAACCACGCGCGGUACGGCGCCGUCUGGCUUGUCGUCAUCGGCCUCUUUCCCUCGAUUCCCGUCCUGUACAUGCUGCUGGCCAACAACCAGGCCGGCGAGAGCAAGCGCGGCGUCGGCCUCGCCCUCUUUGGCACCAUUGGGCAGUGUGGACCGAUUCUCGGCACACGUCUCUUUCCCGUCUCGGAAGCACCUUACUACCGCAAGGGUAUGUUUGUCUCGGGCGGCUUGCUCUUUGCCGGCUGCGUGCUAGCGAGCCUCACGAGCGCCUUUCUCUUCUGGAAGAAUCGAAAGAGAGAGACCAAGAUGGCGGCGCUUGCUGGCGGCAGCGGCGGCGGUGGCAGCAGCAGCAGCGCCGACGAGGCCAUGGAAAAGAUCGAGGAGCGCGACGAGCACGCUGGAGAGAGGCUCAAGUUCAAGACGCACUUGGACCUCCGCGUCCCCAGAGAGGCGCAGGAGCAUCAUCGGAGGCAAGUCGAUCUCUCCAGACGGGGCGAGGACUCAAUCUACUUUCGCUAUACCUGGUAG
Acaromyces ingoldii is the source of this 1728-nucleotide messenger RNA. RefSeq names its product MFS general substrate transporter. Lineage: Eukaryota; Fungi; Basidiomycota; Exobasidiomycetes; Exobasidiales; Cryptobasidiaceae. The transcript has 3 exons. Gene Ontology annotation, biological process: transmembrane transport. The record is from RefSeq and is a predicted model, not a curated record. Gene Ontology annotation, molecular function: transmembrane transporter activity. Bases 94 to 1728 code for a protein of 544 amino acids. Gene Ontology annotation, cellular component: membrane.